This is a messenger RNA of Phytomonas sp. EM1, 817 nucleotides long. Lineage: Eukaryota; Euglenozoa; Kinetoplastea; Trypanosomatida; Trypanosomatidae. The record is from the annotation of a GenBank genome assembly.
CGACUCUCCCAUGGAAGAGGGGAGAUGUUUCCAAGACAUGUUGAGGACAUUACCCAGCUCCUGACGCUUCAAGUACUGGAAAGCUAUUCCAAUUACAUGGCGUUACAGGCAGCGAAUUCGCCCCUUCGCACACCCCAUCCCAGCCAGCCUCAGGACAAAGUUGCUCCGGCUUCUGUGAAAGAAGCCUUAGCCCCACUUGAACUUCUUCACGGAAAGACUUUCCUCUCCGCACUCAGCAUCGCACUGCAUGGUAAGGAGUCUGUUGUUCGCUAUGUUGAGGAUAAUAUUUGCGCCGCGCACAUGCCCUCACUCCCAAACGCACAACCAACAACCGAGAAUGAAGAAGAAUCCCCCCGUCGUACUUUGGCAGGUACAUCUUUAUCCACUGCACGAUAUAUCUAUCGCGUUGGUGAGCAUAUACUGCUUUCGGAGUAUUACUGCCCAUGUUCAGCCUACGCCUAUCAGUCGGUGCGGCGGAAAAAGGUUUGGUGUUGUAAGCAUAUUCUGGCACUCCGUCUCUGUCUUGCAUUAGAGUCAGCGGGUGUAGAACAACAUAAUAUACAAAUUCUCGUUAUCGAUCCCAAAACCUUUGCUGAUCUGCUCGCCGAAGUCAACUACGAAAAAGAGGAUUCAAAAUAUAAAAAAUGAGCCCUCGCUAAAUAACAGGAGCCUCAAAUAUAGAAGCAUUUUUACCUUUGUAGUUGCAUCAAGAAGUGCUAUGUUGAUUACAAAAGUUUAUUUACCAUUCCGGAAAUACAAGGGGGCAAUGGAAGGGGCAAGGCUCUCUCAGAGUAGUUCACGCUACAUUCGAAGUUAA